AUGUCGACCUCCACCUCGCCCCCGCAGGAGAUCAGGAGUGAGAUCAAGAUCGUUGAGAAGAAGGCCGUGAACCAGACCGUGCAGCAGAUCCGCUCGCUGGCGGCUGGUGCUGCUGGUGGUCUCUGUGCUGUCAUCGUGGGCCAUCCCUUCGACCUGGUCAAGGUGCGCCUGCAGACCGCGGAGAAGGGUAUCUACUCGGGCGCCAUGGACGUCGUGCGAAAGACCGUUGCUCGCGAGGGUCUCGUGAGGGGAAUGUACGCUGGGGUGUCUGCCCCGCUUGUGGGUGUGACUCCGAUGUUUGCUGUCAGCUUUUGGGGCUAUGACCUGGGCAAGACCCUGGUGAACAACCUCUCCACUGUCCCCGUAGUCAACAACACCCCGCAGUAUUCGAUCGCCCAGAUCUCGUCUGCCGGUUUCUUUUCUGCCAUCCCAAUGACCCUCAUCACCGCGCCCUUCGAGCGCGUCAAGGUCCUUUUGCAGAUCCAAGGUCAGAAGACUCUCGCCCCCGGCGAGAAGCCCAAGUACUCCGGUGGUAUGGAUGUGGUGCGUCAGCUGUACAAGGAGGGCGGUGUUCGCAGUGUGUUCCGUGGCAGUGCUAUGACUCUGGCUCGUGACGGUCCCGGCUCGGCCGCCUACUUUGCCGCGUACGAGUACAUCAAGCGGUCGCUGACCCCGAAGGAUGCCAACGGCAACGUCACCGGCGAGCUGUCCCUGCCCGCCGUUCUGGCUGCUGGUGGUGCCGCCGGUAUCGCCAUGUGGAUUCCCGUCUUCCCUGUCGACACCAUCAAGUCCCGUCUGCAGAGCGCCCCCGGCAAGCCCACUAUCGGCGGAACUAUCCGAACCGUGUACGCCAGCGGCGGUUUCAAGGCCUUCUUCCCCGGCUUCGGCCCGGCCCUGUGCCGUGCUGUUCCCGCUAACGCGGCCACUUUUGCUGGUGUGGAGCUCGCCCACAAGGCUAUGAACAAGCUUUUUGAUUAA
Molecule: messenger RNA, 978 nt
Organism: Penicillium argentinense
Lineage: Eukaryota; Fungi; Ascomycota; Eurotiomycetes; Eurotiales; Aspergillaceae
Product: carnitine:acyl carnitine antiporter
Exons: 5
Coding region: 1-978 (325 amino acids)
Biological process (GO): carnitine transmembrane transport; mitochondrial transport
Cellular component (GO): mitochondrial envelope
Molecular function (GO): O-acyl-L-carnitine transmembrane transporter activity
Source: RefSeq, a predicted model, not a curated record